This is a messenger RNA of Stegodyphus dumicola, 2464 nucleotides long. RefSeq lists its product as uncharacterized. NCBI's taxonomy places the organism in Eukaryota, Metazoa, Arthropoda, Arachnida, Araneae, Eresidae. The record is from RefSeq and is a predicted model, not a curated record. Gene Ontology annotation, biological process: cell surface receptor protein tyrosine kinase signaling pathway; intracellular signal transduction.
UCGCAAAGGUACAUUUUUAAUUUUUACAAUUUAUAUCGAGAACUGCCUUUGAACAUGGACUAGAAACUGUGACUCAAUUUCAUGUACUCUUCCGUAAUUUAAAAGUCUUGUGUAACCUUUUCCAUGAGUAUAAAAAUUUUAUUUGAAAUCCUUGGCUGAAGGGCAAGUGCUCAUACACCUAGUUCGAUACAUAAUUACCAUGUCGACUAAUGCAGAAAAUUACGAUACAAUAGAUGACCACAGAGAAAACUCUGAUGAUGAUGAUUCUUGGGGUUCUGAUUUUGACGAUGCUUCUGUAAACGCAAACUAUUCCCGAGAAAUUGAAGAUAAUAUAAUUAACGAAGAUCUGGAAGCUCAGUUAAAUCAGGUCCUUUCUUUGAGCAGUGAAAAUCACACAUCUGUUUCUGAGCCAAGCAGUGCACCUGCUGCAGAAAAUACUUAUGGUAAUGUGAAUGUACUUGGUAAUGCUCUUUCAGCAUUUUCUUAUACCAGAAGCAAUGAUAUCUCAGAAGUUAGUAGCAACAGAUUUAUCAAUAAAACUCCAGGCAAUCAAAGGAUACCUGCAUUAUCUACCCCUCCAGUGCAAGAACGGAUGGCAGUUGUAACUUCUUCACAUAGUUUAGUUGCUUCUAAUGAAGUUACAGAAAGGAUAUCUCCGACAAGUAAAAAUAAUAUUCCCACAGGAUGCUCAGAUAAUAAACAAACUCUUAAUCAGAAUUCUGAACUAAAUCGCGGAAAUAAAACACCAGGAAAACUUAAAGCAGAUGCAUUCGCCUUCCUGAAGAAUAUUCCAAGUGCUAGGUCGGCAAAUGAGGAUAAAGAGAGGAAACACCUAGUGGCAACUGCUUUCGUUCAUGCUGUAAAACUCGAGAAGCAAAACUUGAGUCAAAAUUCUGGCGUAAAUAUAAGUGAUGAAAAAUAUGAAUGGACACAUCCUAUACCAUCAGCUCCACUUUCGUCAUCUUUGAGUUCAGACACAGAUGAGGAAGAUUUAAGAAUUAAUCCCCACUCAUUUCAUAACGGUAGUGAGUCGGAUAAUUUAAGAAACAAGAGAAGUAUUCCCACGUUUGCAAAUAUGAAAUCAAGAGAAACUCCGGAAGUUUCGAAACCACCGCUACCCUCUCGCCCUCCACCAAUUUUCGCACUUCAUACCGGAAAGAACGCAAAAGCAAAUACCUCAGUCACAUCAGAUAAACCACAAAUUCAAAUUCCUGCUGGAAGAUCAACAAAACCUACUCCCACUGAAGCCAGUUCAAGUUUACAAACAGGACAUCAGAGAACAUCAGUUGGUAAAUUAACUGCAGUUGUAAAGGAGAAAUCAUUGGAGGGUCGACUGCAGGAAUCUUUCAGACCAGUUCCUCUUACAGCCCCUUCGCUUUAUCCAAUAAUUGAUGAGUCUUCGUCUGGCAAUGAAAAUGCAGCAACAACGCCUCCAGAAAUUUCUCUUGCACCACCAUUGCCAAAACCGAAACCAAGGCAAAGUCUUGAUACGCAUUUAUCAAAAGAUGAAAAUCUGUCAACAAAACAGAAUAAAACAGAAGUGGACAUUAAUGUGCCUAAAUUCAGAAGGUCUUUGGGCUCUAGUAUGGAGAUUUUAUCAGAAGCAAAACAGCCAUUUCCCUCAUCAACUAUAAUACAGGCAGCAAACAUGGAACAAAAACCAAAGCCACCCAAGCCGAUUUCUCCAAUAGACGAUGAAAACUGGCCAAACUAUCUGAACCGUCCUCAGCUCCCACAAAAACUUAAACAGACGCAUAGAUCGCUGUCUUGCAGUAGUUUGGUUCAGUCCUUCAAAGAAAUGAGUUUUCCCAAAAGGAAUCAAUCUAAAGACAAAAAGCCCUUUGAACCAUCACCGACACCAAGAAUUACAGAAGCUCCAAAAACACCUCAGCGUCCAAGUAAAGAAGUUGUUGUAAAAGAUAUCACUCGGAAUGCUUGGUUUCAUGAUUUAAAUGCUGUUCAAGCUCAAGUUAGGCUAUUGAACAUGAAACAAAACGGGGCCUUCCUAGUCCGGUACAGUAGUAAGCCAACAAUUGAAAUACCUUAUACCAUGUGUGUGGCAUUUGAUGGAAGAGUACUUAACUCCCAUAUACGCCUUAAAAGUAAUGGAUAUUACGCUCUUGGGAAAGAAAAAGAAGGUGAAAAGACAUUCUCAACAAUCUCUGAUCUAAUAAGAUACCAUCAAGACGUACCUAUCGAAAUUAAUCCUUCUGGGACAGGAAAUCUAUUUCGCGUAUGUCUGCUGGUGACGCCACCAAAAUAAAUUUAAGGACAAAAAGGUGUUUGAUGAUGUACAUAGAAGAUGACCACUUCCAGAUUUAGUAUUUAAGGUUUUUUUUUUUUUUUUUUUUUUUUCAAAUUAAUGAAAAAUGUAAUGAAGUUUUAAUACAUUUGUUUUUUAUUUUAGAGGCAAAUGAAUGGCUUUUUAUUCAGAUACAAUAAAUUAAAUUAGAUAUUUAAUGAA